AACUAAGAUAAUAAAUAUGUUACGUCUUGUAAGAAUAGAUGAAUUUGAAGAGGAAAAAAAUACCAAUAUUUUUUUUUUAAUUAUUUCUAUUGUUUCUGUAUAUUUAUUUUACCAUUAAUAAGGUGAAAAAAUGUUUUAAAAACUGAAAGUCUUUAAACAGAAGCUGAUGCAUACAGUCAUACUAGUGCAUCUCUUUGAUCAGUUCACCAACACCACAUAUCAACCUCGGUCUUCAUCUCUCUCCUCGAUCUCUUUCAAAUUACAGCAGCCACGCUUCGUCACUUUAGGUAAUGCCGGAGAACUUCCUUUGACCUCAUGUAAUAAUUUGUGUUGUAGGCACCAUUACAAGUAUUUCGACACCGUUUUUUAAGAUGAAUUCGUCUACUUACGGAAAAAAAAGCAUCCGAUUUUGUUUAUUUUGCGAAUAUUUGUGGUGGUGAAUGAUAAUAAUAUGAUAUUAGAAGUGUCUACUCGUCGGAACUGUUAAAAUGUUCGGAAACUUGGUGUGAUUGCAUAUUUUCUAUGCAGUAUGGUUAGAUUCUUCAAAAUUGAUGUCAAAGUACUAAGUAGUUCAAUUGGUAGUGAUAUUGGGGAAAAGGCAAUGGACACGAAUAUGCUGAUUGAUUAUUAAUGCAGUUAUGUUUAAUUAUAAUGCGGUCUUAAUCUGUAAUAUUGGUUCGCUUUUGAUGAGGUCUGAUUGCUUUCUGUAUAUUAUUAGCAUCUCAGGCAUGAAACGAGAGUGAUGAUAGAAUAUCUAGGGUGAUUUAUGGCUGAGAUGAGAGUAAUAAAAUUGAAGUGAUCUACAAGAAACCUGAAGACCUGUUCAGCAAUUCUGAUUAUGGUUGCUGCUAAAAGACUUUACCAAAGCAUGUGAUUCUAAUUCUUUCAAGACUAACGCCAUAUAUAUGAUGGCUACAACUGCAGUUAUCGGACUAACAGCAGGAAAAAGAAUCCUGUGUUCAUCAUCUUACUACUCUGAUGUGAAUGAAAAGCUAUCCUGCAGUAGCAAUCUGGGGUUCACAUAUGUCCCCACUACAAAUUUAAUCUCUUCAAAGAAGUCCCCCAACUAUACCCAUAGUAUUACACGCAGUCGAGAUACAUCUCCUGUGAGAGCUUUGAAGGAACAUGUAGAUACUACUGUAGCUCCUCCAAUUACAGACAAAUGGGUUCAGGGGUUUGAAUUUGAUCAUCUGGAUGAGGAAGUCUCUGAGCAUGAUCUCCCAGUUGAUGCCCUACUCUUAUUACACAAAUCUUUGCUGGAAAAACAGUGGACCCUUUCAACUGAUGCUCCAACAAAAGAUAAAAGCAGCAGAAAGGUACAUGUGACUGGUUCAGGGGUAUCUGCUCGAAGGCGUAGAAUAAAUGCUCAAAACAAAACACCAACUGUAAAUCAAGGUGGUGGAAGAAUUGGAAACAAACAGUUGAGAUCCAUAAUCAGUCCAGAACUUGUUCAAAACUGUCAGAAAGGGUAUCUUAAAGGUAUGAAGAAUGAAACCUUGCUCACUCACUCCGAGGUGGUUGCUCUAUCAGAGAAGAUCAAAAUCGGUCUACACUUAGAGGAAGAGAAGUCAAGACUGAAAGAACGAUUAGGAUCUGAACCUUCAGAGAAGCAACUAGCAGCUUCCCUAAAGAUAUCCCGAGUUGAGUUGCAAGCCAAACAGAUUGAGUGCAGUUUAGCAAGAGAGAAGCUGGCAUUGAGCAAUGUUGGUCUGGUGAUGUCUGUUGCAUUAAAAUAUAAACACAUGGGAGCCGAUAUGUCUGACCUAAUUCAGGGAGGUCUAAUUGGACUACUGAGAGGGAUAGAGAAGUAUGAUUCAUCACGAGGUCACAAGAUUUCUACAUAUGUCUAUUGGUGGAUUCGCCAGGGUGUGACGAGAACAUUCUUUGAGAAUUCAAGAACCCUAAGAUUGCCUACUCACUUGCAUGAAAGACUUAGUGCAAUCCGAAAUGCCAAAGCCAAAUUAGAGCGAAAGGGAAUCACCCCAUCAAUUGAUAAAAUUGCGGAGACACUGAAUAUGUCUAGAAAAAAAGUUACAAACGCCACUGAGGCAGUUUGUAAAGUGUUCUCACUCGAUAAAGAAGCUUUCCCUUCUUUAAACGGUCUUCCUGGAGAAACCCUUCACAGUUACAUAGCAGACGAUUGCCCUGAAAACGACCCGUGGCAUGGAGUAGAUGAAGGCGCUCUCAAGGAUGAAGUAAGAAAUCUAAUUAAAAUGACACUAGGGGAAAGGGAAAGAGAGAUUAUCCAUCUUUACUAUGGUUUGGACAACGAAUAUCUUACUUGGGAGGAUAUCAGUCGAAGGAAGGGAUUGUCGAGGGAAAGAGUGAGGCAGGUUGGCCUAGUUGCAUUGGAGAAAUUAAAACAUGCUGCAAGAAAUACGAAACUGGCUGCAAUGCUGGUCAACCAUUAAAUUUUUUUUUGAAAAAUCGUUGAAAGGAAACAUAGGUUUGUGGGUUCUUGGAAUAAAGAUUGAAAGAGAAUAUGUAAAAAUCUAUCUGUCUGAUAAAGCAUUGCGAAUGGAGGGAAGCAUCAACAGACGGAUAUAGGAAGAAGAAGAAGAGUGCGUGUUGUCGGAGGGAAGAAGCAGGAAGGAGGAAGAAGAGCCUAUAUGUCGUUUGAAGUGAAUCUAGAACUUUCACUCUUCUUCAGUAUCA
This is a messenger RNA of Lactuca saligna, 2655 nucleotides long. NCBI's taxonomy places the organism in Eukaryota, Viridiplantae, Streptophyta, Magnoliopsida, Asterales, Asteraceae. The record is from the annotation of a GenBank genome assembly.